Molecule: messenger RNA, 3963 nt
Organism: Nothoprocta perdicaria
Lineage: Eukaryota; Metazoa; Chordata; Aves; Tinamiformes; Tinamidae
Gene: SRCIN1
Product: SRC kinase signaling inhibitor 1
Exons: 19
Coding region: 12-3572 (1186 amino acids)
Biological process (GO): regulation of dendritic spine morphogenesis
Cellular component (GO): actin cytoskeleton; postsynaptic density; cytoplasm
Source: RefSeq, a predicted model, not a curated record
GCGGCGCCGCGAUGGGGAAUACACCCUCCCAAGAUCCCGAGCGGAGCAGCGCCCACAUGAUCUCGGCGGACGAUGCCGAGUACCCGCGGGAAUACCGCACGCUGGGCAACGGCACGCGGCGCUUCUCCAACGUGGGGCUGGUGCACACGUCGGAGCGCCGGCACACGGUCAUCGCGGCGCAGAGCCUCGAGGCGCUCACCGGCCUCCAGAAGUCGGAGAUGGAGCGCAAGCGGGACGCCUUCAUGGACCACCUGAAGAGCAAGUACCCGCAGCACGCGCUGGCGCUGCGCGGGCAGCAGGAGCGCAUGCGCGACCAGCAACCCAACUACUGGAGCUUUAAGACACGGAGCUCCCGACAUUCCCAGGGCUCCCAGCCCGGCUUGGCCGACCAGGCCAAACUCUCCUUUGCCUCGGCCGAGUCCCUGGAAACCAUGUCGGAAGCGGAGCUGCCGCUGGGCUUCAGCAGGAUGAACCGGUUCCGGCAGAGCCUGCCGCUGUCGCGCUCGGCCAGCCAGACCAAGCUGCGCUCGCCAGGGGUCCUGUUCCUGCAGUUCGGUGACGAGACGAGGCGCGUCCACAUCACCCACGAGAUCAGCAGCAUGGACACGCUGCACGCCCUCAUCGUGCACAUGUUCCCCCAGAAGCUCACCAUGGGCAUGCUGAAGUCGCCCAACACGGCCAUCCUCAUCAAGGACGAGGCGCGCAACGUCUUCUACGAGCUCGAGGACGUGCGAGAUAUCCAGGACAGAAGCAUCAUCAAGAUUUACCGCAAAGAGCCGCUCUACGCCUCCUUCCCAGCCUCGCACCUCACCAACGGCGACCUGCGGAGGGAGAUGGUGUUUCCGUCGCGGGAGUCGUCGCCCACGCGCCGCCUCAACAGCCUCUCCCCGGCCUCGCACCUGGCCUCGGCCUCGCCGCCGCCCGCGCUCCAGUCGGCCUCGCCGUCCCGCUCGCGCAUGUCGUACAGCGGCGGCCGCCCGCCCUCCUACGCGGGCAGCCCCGUGCACCACGGCGAGCGGCUCGGCGGCCUCCCGCCCGCCGCCGGCGUCUCGCCCAGCCCCAGCGCCAUCCUGGAGCGCCGCGACGUGAAGCCCGACGAGGACCUGGCCGGCAAGAACGUGAUGCUGGUGAAGAACGAGGGGCUCUACGCCGAGCCCUACGGCAUGGUGCACGAGGGCCGCCUGAGCAUCACGUCCACGCAGUCGCUGGCCGGCAUGGCCGAGCCCUUCGGCUACCCCGGUGGGCUCUACAAGAGGGGCUCCGUGCGCUCGCUCAGCACCUACUCGGCAGCCGCCCUGCAGACGGAGCUCGAGGAGAGCCUGUACAAGCCGGGCGCGCCGGUCUACGGUGACGCGUACGGGCCCGGGCUGCCCUUCCGCAUGCCGCCCUCGUCGCCGCAGAAGGUGCCCGACGGGCGCCUGGUAGACGUGCCGCCCGGGCAGAGCCCCCACAGCCCCUACUCGGGCCCGCCGAGCCGCUCCUCGCCCGUGCGCCAGUCCUUCCGCAAGGAUUCCUGCUCCUCCGUGUUCAUGGAGAGCCCCGUGAACAAGCCGCGCAACCCCGGCGCCGCCGGUGCSGCCGAGCUCUUCCCGGGCCCUGGUGAGCGCCCGCUCUCCGCGUUCGGCUCUCCSGUGCCGGCGGCCAAGGACGCUGAGACGAGGGAGCGCAUGGAGGCCAUGGAGAAGCAGAUCGCCAGCCUGACGGGGCUGGUGCAGAGCGCCCUGCUCCGCGGCUCCGAGGCCGAGACCCCCAGCGAGAAGACGGAGACCACGAACGGCGGGACCCCGCCGUCAGUGUCAGCCAGCCGGAGCGGCACGGGGACGCCGGUGCCCCCGCCGCCCUCGGCCACGAGCACGCCCGCGGGCCAGCCCACGGCCGUCACUCGCCUGCACAUGCAGCUGCACCUGCACGACCUGCAGCAGAACGCCAGCGACCUCCGCAACCAGCUGCAGCAGCUCAAGAAACUGCAGCUGCAGAACCAGGAGACGGUGAAGACCAUGCUGCGGCGGACGGAGACGGAGAUCAGCGUGCGGGUGACGGACACCAUGCGCAAGCAGGAGGACCCGCUGCAGCGGCAGCGCAGCUUGGUGGAGGAGGAGCGGCUGCGCUACCUCAACGAGGAGGAGCUCAUCACCCAGCAGCUCAAUGACCUGGAGAAGUCCGUGGAGAAAAUCCAGAAGGAUUUAGCCCACAACCACCGACUCAUCCCGGUGCAGGAGCUGGAGGAGAAGGCUGUGGUGUUGAAACAACUUGGGGAGACCCUGACAGACCUCAAAGCCCAGUUCCCCAGCCUGCAGAGCAAGAUGCGCGUGGUGCUGCGCGUGGAGGUGGAAGCCGUCAAGUUCCUCAAGGAGGAGCCCAACCGGCUGGACGGGCUGCUCAAGCGCUGCAAGGCGGUCACGGACACCCUCGCGCAGAUCCGCAGGCAAGUGGAGGAGGGCGUGUGGAGCACCCCGAACAGCCUCAGCCAGUCGCCCAAGAAAAUCGCCCCCGAGAGCGACUUCAGCAAAGGGCUGGAUUUGGAGACCCCGCCGAGCCCCCCCGUGAGCCUCCAUCACCUGCCACCCGUCCCAGAGCCCCUGGGCAUGGCCGGCUUUGGGCACAGCCCCCCCCAGACCCAGAGCCACCCCGGCAAGAGCAAUAACCCUGCCCGUGCUCCGGAGAUGGUUCCUGCCAAGACCCAGACGGGCCCGGAGCCCCCGAGCAAGAAGAGCGCCGACAAAGCCGUCUCCGUGGAGGCUGCCGAGCGUGACUGGGAGGAGAAGCGCGCGGCGCUGACGCAGUACAGCGCCAAGGACAUCAACCGCCUCCUGGAGGAGACGCAGGCCGAGCUCAUGAAGGCCAUCCCCGACCUGGAGUUCGCGGCCAAGCACAAGCAGAGCGCGGGCAGCGCCGCCUCCACGCCGGAGCACAAGCCCUCCAAGGCGCAGCACGCGACGAAAGCCACGGGCAAGGGGGACCCCAACGGCCGCCGGGGCUCAGAUGAGCUGACGGUGCCCCGGUACCGGACCGAGAAACCCUCCAAGUCGCCGCCGCCUCCCCCUCCUCGCCGGAGCUUCCCCUCGUCCCACGGGCUCACCACGACCCGCAGCGGCGAAGUCAUCGUCACCAGCAAGAAGGAGCCUGGUUUCAUGAAGAAAGCAGAGUCGGAGGAGCUGGAGACGCAGAAGCCCCAGGUCAAGCUGCGACGGACGGUGUCGGAGGUGGUCAGACCUGCUUCCACGCCCCCCAUCAUUGCCUCUGCCAUCAAAGAUGACGAUGAUGAGGACCGCAUCAUUGCGGAGCUGGAGGUGUUUCAGAGAAGCUCAGCCUCCCCUUUCCUCCCCAAGCUCCGUUUCGAGCCGCUCGCGGCUGCCGUCUCCCCUGGGCACGCAGACUUGUGGCCCAACGGAGCCUCCGGUGCAGCCCAAGGAUGGAAGAGUGGCGGCGUCUCCAUCCCGGCCAUGAAGAUGGUGAACCCGGCGUCGAGGCUGAAGCAGAGCCAGCAGGGCAGCCCCGACAAGAGCAAGCACAUAAAGCAGCGAAUGGAGUACAUGAGGAUCCAGGGACAGCAGCAGGUAGUUUAUCUCUAGAGCCGCCUCGCCGGCUCCGCUCGAAGCAGCGUGAGCUGCAAGCGAGCCCGGAUCCUGCUUGGUCCCYACGGUCCACAGGGGUGGUGGGCAGAGGGGUCUGCCCUCGCUAGGUGCCCUCGCUGGCACUGCCGAGGGCCUGGGGACCUGCUGCUGGACGGGAGGAUCCCUUGUGUUGUCUGGGCACGAUGGUUUCUUGGGCAUGGGGACACCACCCUGCGCAUUUGAUGCAGCAGGAGGUCCCCGAGUGCCAGGGCUGAGCCCCRGGCUGAGCGUGGGGCAGGGGCUGUGACGCCCUUGUCCCCAGGGACCCGUAGACCUCUCAGAAGAGCAUCUUGGGCUCUGGUGACGAGAGGCUUGGUGUCGCAAGCAAGGCGUCUGGUGCAGCCUGAGG